Messenger RNA from Loa loa (African eye worm), 405 nucleotides. RefSeq lists its product as hypothetical. The transcript has 3 exons. The record is from RefSeq and is a predicted model, not a curated record. Lineage: Eukaryota; Metazoa; Nematoda; Chromadorea; Rhabditida; Onchocercidae. Bases 1 to 405 code for a protein of 134 amino acids.
AUGGCUAAUAUGAUUGGCAGUGAAGUACUCCUGAAUUGCACGAUAACAAUCGGUAAUGAAGCAAAUAGUGCAAGUGGUGAAGUGGAAUGGUGGAGAGAUGGGCAACCGAUCGAUUUUAAAAAUACUAAAAAAUAUAUAUCAAAAGUAAAACGAGACAGUAGAACGAUCGUUCACACAUUACGGAUUCUUAGGGCCUCAAGCGAAGAUGAUGGAAGUUAUUCAUGCAAAACGGGAGAUGAACCGGAAUCAACUCAUAUGCUACACGUCAAUACAAAUCUGGCUCUAUACAACGGCAGCCGAAGAAUCCAGAGGAUAUCUUGGCCUUUAUUGAUAUUACUUUUUCUCCUUGUUUCGUCUCAUUUGGACUUCCCGAAUGUGUCAACAACGCAACUUUUCAAAUUAUGA